AUGAAUCCAUUUAGCAAUCCCCACAUGUUUGAAUAGAUGAAGAAAAACAUGACUCCUGAAAUGAUGCAAAACGCCAGUUAAUAAAUGAACAACAUGAGCGAUGAUGAUUUGAGGAGACUUGGUUAACAAUCAGGUAUGAACAUUAGUCCUGAAAUGAUGAGAAUGGCAUCUAGUAUGUUUAGCGGUAUGGACGAGAGCCAGAAGAAAAAUAUGAUGAAUAUGGCAUAGAAUAUGGAUUAAAACUAGUUUUCCUAGGCCUAAUAGCAAUUUAAAAAAUAGCAGCCAACAACAGCUUAGCCUAGCUCUUCUUCUAGACCUGAACCAAAAAAAAAUUAAAGCACUCCUAGCCCUCCUGUUGACAAUUCCCUUUAUCCUUAGAUAAAUUAAUUAAAAAACAAGGGAAAUGAGAAAUUCAAAUAGCAGAAUUAUGAUGAAGCAGCAUAGUUUUACUUAGAGGCUAUUAUCAGUAUAGAUGAAGAAAGGAUGAAAAAGCUUAAUACUAUGCAAGAAAUGGAGCUAAAAGAAAUUGAAAUUAACUGUAGAAAUAACUAUUGCAGUGUAAAAGCCAAGCAAAACGAUUAUCUUAACAUGCUUACUCAAGCCCAAGCUGUUUUAAAGCUUGAUCCUAAUAAUAUUAAGGCUAAAUUCAGACUCGGAUAAAGCUAUUACGGAUUAAAAAAAUAUGAAAGAGCUUUGGAAUUAUUAACAGAAGCCAAAAAUCAAUCUCCAUCUGACUCUGUUAUUCUUGAUAUCUAUACAAAGUGCAAGUCAGAAGUAGAUAAAAUCAAAAAAGAAGCUGAAGACAAAUUGUAACAAGAAAAUAAGAGCAAACAAGAAGAUGCCCCAAAGCAAAAUAACGAAAGUGAGUUGAAAAACAAAUAAGAAAAAUAAUAAAAGAAGGAAACCAAAGUAUAGAAUGUAGUAAAAGAAGAAGAAAUAGAAGAGAAAAAAACAAACAAUAAAGAAGAAGUCAUCAUAGAAGAAGUCAAAGAGGACAAAAAAGUUGAAUAAUCACCCAACCCAUCUUCAACCUACUUCAAUCCCAAAAAUAUUGAUGUAGAAACUAUUAAAAAGCAAUAAGAAAUGAUGAAAAAUAUGGAUGAUAGUUAACUUGACUCAAUGGCCAAGAUGAUUUAAAAUAUGGAUAACGAAACAAUAAGACAAAUGUAUAAAGCUUAAGGCAUGGACUUAUCUGAUGAAUAAAUAAAAAUGAUUAAGUCUUCCACUAAUAAGGAAGCAUUAAAAAUGGCUACUUAAGCUUAACCAGAAGAGUUGCAAAAGAAGAAUCAAGAAGCUAUUAGACAUGCUUAAGCAAAUCAAUAAUUUAAUUUAUCCUAGCAUGCAAAUCCAGAAACAAUUAAAAAGAGCUAAGAACAACUAAAAAAUAUGGAUGAAAGCCAAAUUAAUAGCAUGGCAAAUAUGGUUAAGAAUAUGGACAAUGCUGCUUUAAAAUCAAUGUAUAAAAUGCAAGGUAUGGAUUUAACCGAUGAAUAAAUUAAUAUGAUGAAAAAUAUGAUGACUCCUGAUAUGAUCAAAGCAGCCUCAAGUAUGGACCCAAGUUAAAUUCUCAAACAAGGAUAAGGUCCAGCUACAUUCCCAACUUAGCCAACCUAAUCCACAUCCUCAAAUGUAUCAAGUACUGGUUCAACAGAACCUCAACCUUAAGUCUCAGCUAAUGCAUAAUAAAUGCCUGAUAUGAGUAAUAUGGGAUCUAUUUUAGAAAACUCUUAAAUGCUCGAUACAGCUUUAAACAUGCUGAUUUCUAACCCUGAAAUGUUGAAAAUGAUGACAGCCUAAAUGCCCAAUCAUCCUUUUGCUAACUAUUUAAAUAAUGCUUCUCCCCAAGAUUUGCAAAGAUUAGCAAAAAUAAUAAAAAACAUAAUCCCUGCAAUUAAAUAUAUCUACAAAGGAUAUAAAUUAGUUGUCAGAUUUAAAAAACCUUUAUUAAUAUUGAUAGUAGCAUUAAUAAUCAGAUACUUCCUAUUUUGA
This is a messenger RNA of Tetrahymena thermophila SB210, 1989 nucleotides long. RefSeq names its product tetratricopeptide repeat protein. NCBI's taxonomy places the organism in Eukaryota, Ciliophora, Oligohymenophorea, Hymenostomatida, Tetrahymenidae. The transcript has 10 exons. Gene Ontology annotation, molecular function: protein binding. The record is from RefSeq and is a predicted model, not a curated record.